Messenger RNA from Oncorhynchus mykiss (rainbow trout), 2831 nucleotides. The record is from RefSeq and is a predicted model, not a curated record. NCBI's taxonomy places the organism in Eukaryota, Metazoa, Chordata, Actinopteri, Salmoniformes, Salmonidae.
AGAGACGGUGACAGAUACCGCUGACUGAAUAUCGUCUCCCUGGACAUAGCUAGAUGUGUGUUUAGCCAGAUACUUCCAACAUAAUGGAUUUCAACGUGAAGAAAUUAGCUUCGGAUGCUGGAGUGUUUUUCACACGAGCUGUACAGUUCACAGGGGAAAAGUUCGGACAGGUAGAGAAGACUGAGCUGGAUGCCCAUUUUGAGAAUCUGCUCAGCCGUGCCGAUUCCACAAAAAACUGGACAGAGAAAAUCUUCAGGCAGACAGAGGUUCUGCUGCAGCCCAACCCAAUUGACCACACUGGUGCCAGGAUUGAGGAGUUCCUGUAUGAGAAGCUUGACAGAACGGUUCCAUCCAGACCAAAUAAUGGAGAACUACUGGGUCAUUACAUGCAGGAUGCGGCUAAAGAUUUUGGACCUGGAACUCCAUAUGGUAGCACCCUGAUCAAGGUAGGUGACUGUGAGAGGAGACUAGGCGGUGCACAGAGAGAGUUCCUACAGACUUCCGCUAUCAGCUUCCUUGCCCCACUCAGGAACUUUCUGGAAGGAGACUGGAGGACCAUCUCAAAAGAGAGGCGUAUCCUGGAGAACCGCAGACUGGACCUGGACUCCAGUAAAGCACGACUGAAGAAAGCCAAACUAGCUGAGUCCAAGGCAGCGUGUGAGGGAGAAGCUGUGCCUGAUUUUCAGGAGACCAGACCCAGGAAUUAUGUCCUCUCUGCCAGUGCAUCUGCGCUCUGGAGUGAGGAAGUGGACAAAGCAGCGCAUGAACUUCGAGUGGCCCAGACAGAGUUUGACAGACAGGCAGAGGUCACACGACUCCUACUGGAGGGCAUCAGCAGUACACACGUGAACCACCUGCGCUGCCUGCAUGAGUUUGUGGAGGCACAGACAGCCUACUACAAGCAGUGUUACCUGCACAUGCAAGACCUGCAGAAAGAGCUGGGCAGUUCCAAUGGAGAUGUGUUUCCCAACGCGUUUUCUGGUAACCCGGGUCUCUCCAUGGCCUCCGGUGGCUCCUCUCCCCAGGGGAAUGCCACCCUACCCCAGGACACUGCCAGCGCUGUGGAGACAGACACACUGAAAAUCGAAGAGGUACAGGCCCCCGCCACGGGCACACGCAAGGCCAAGGUCCUGUACGACUAUGACGCUGCCGACACCAGUGAGCUCUCCCUACUGGCUGACGAGCUAAUCACAGUUUACACAGUGCCAGGCAUGGACUCUGACUGGCUCGUUGGCGAGAGAGGGAACCAGAAAGGGAGAGUGCCUGUCACAUACCUGGAGCUGCUCAGCUAAAGAAACUACACUCAAAGAAAUACAUGGACACACACAAACACACACACAUCAAUUGCACUCGCAUGCCUUCAAACAUGCAGACGUUGACGAAUUCAAACAAGCAAACACACCCACUGUACAUUCUGUACGCACCAGGACUGCAUGAAAUCAUUGGUAAUUAUGAAGGCAAAUGCGCUACAUUGAAUAUGGAGGAAUGGUUACCAUGACAACUUGGCUGAAAAUUCUGAAUUGUGAGAUGUUUAUAGAUUUUAAUUUCACCCUGCUUCUCACAGCAGGACAAUAAUCCUGCAGCUACAAGACAUGUAAAUGGUUAUGUGGAUUAUAAUUAAGGGACAUGUUUGUAGGGGCUGAUACAUUUUUUUCAAUAGGGCAAAUCAAGUCUGACAUUUUUUAAGUGGAAAUUACAAACCUUAGAAGCCUUUUUAAACCUUGAAUACACUACAAUUUGCAUUUCCUGCUGCGCUGGAAAAUUCUCUGCGACAACGGGAGUGGCCAAAUUUAAGAUCGCAGAUCUGUACAUACUGAAAUCCCCUGUAUUAUUCAGGCUUUUUGGUUUUAUUUUAGGUGACCUUUCACAGCAGGUGUGAAGCUUCAUACAGCCUGCCCACUCACUGUCACCUGUUUAAACUAUAUGCACCAAUGCACCAAUCUUUUCCAUUCCAUUCCAUUACACCAAUCUUUUCCAUUCCAUUCCAUUACACCCUGUGCACCUAUGGUUAGUCCACAUUCCUAUAAUGUAAUUUUCCUCUACCACUACCAGGAACUGAAACAUUUCAUGGCCGUAUGACCUGCUUAACGUACUGGGAAUGUAAUCACUCUUACAGCAAAUAUUUGAAGCACUCCUAGUCGUUUACUAGCUGCCUUACAAUGACGCCAGAGAGCUGUUUCCAUCUGCUAUAGCUAAUAGAAUGUAUUGUACACACCACAAUGUCCACACACUCCUGUUUGCUUGGACACUUCCUUUGAAGAAGACAGGCCAGAUCUAACACAGAACAUACAUUUUGGCAUGCGAGACCAUAACUUAUCAUUUAAGUAUCUGUGAUUAGCUAUAUUCCCAUUUGUCCCCUUUUUUUAGUUUGCCCUUUUGCUCUUCUGUUUCUUAAACAUGUUACUGUUCCUUCAGUUGUCUUUUGUUUCUUUUUAGUAAAAUGUUUGUUUGAUCUGAUGUCUUUUCUGUGAUCAAGUCCAAGUGUUUUCAGACAGGACCUAGGCUGCUGCAUGUGCUACUGGCAGGAGUUGGACAGACUAUUCUGUCCACUGAAAAGCCUCUUUAAAAGAACAAUUGUAAUCCAAAGUUUUAAUGGCUGUAUGUAUAUUUAUUUAUUUAUUUUAGUACCAAAGGAAACAAGUAUAUGCAUGCAUUUCUGAAUUGAGCCCAACCCUGGUUUGUACCAUUGCUGCUGUGGCAUGUCUUGUUUUGACCCUUUUCUGCCUUUACUGUCAAUGUAUUUAUUGCCUGUUUACAAGUCAUGCUGAAUGAAUGAAAAUAUGUAGGAUGUAAUAAAAAAAAGUGUGCUUUAUUUGGACACAAUCCGGUCA